UUAAUGAUUUAGAUUUGUUGUAUCAAUCUAAAGAUAAUAGUUAUGAUACUAUUAUUACAGUUGAGACAGAUUUAAAUAAGCAACAGAUUUUUGCACAUUCAAAUAUUUUACGUGCUAGAUCAAUUUAUUUUCAAAAUGCUUUAUCAAAAAAUUGGGCUAAAAAAGAAAAUCAAUUUUUUGUCUUAUCACAACCUUAUAUUAGUGCAUUAAUAUUCAAUAUUAUUCUCAAAUAUCUAUAUUGUGGAAUUAUCGAAUUAAAUGAUCUAGAUAUUGAUACGAUUUUGAAGCUCUUAGUUGCUGUUGAUGAGUUGUUAAUUGAAGAACUUAUCGAUUUUAUACAAGACUGUUUAAUUAGUAGUAAUUUUUUAGAAACGCAAUCAUGUAAAAUAUUGAAUUUUAUUAGUAAUAAGUCAAUGUUUACAAAACUUAAAAAAAGUAUUUUCGAAACUAUUUGCGAAAAACCAAAAGUUUUAUUUGAUCAUGAUGAAUUUCUUGAUUUAGAGAAAGAUCUUUUAAAAUUAGUUAUUCAACAUGAUGAUCUUGAUAUGAAAGAGAAUGAAAUUUGGAAAUAUUUAAUCAAAUGGAGUAAAAAUCAUUCAGAAGAAAGUUUACUUGAAUUAAUCAAUUAUAUUAGAUUUUAUCAAUUUAUUCCUAACGAAUUUAUGAGUGAAGUAUGGAAACAUAAAAAUCUUUUAUCUGAAGAUUUACUUAAAGAUAUAAUAAAUUACUUUUUAGAUACAACACGAGAACCAAAGUAUGAUAUAUCAUUUAUCAGAUUGGGAAAUUUUACAAUUAAAUCAGAUUUGAUUGAACGAGAGAUUGCUUUAAUCUUAACAAAAUUAAUAGAUAAAACAAAAGAUGAUGAAUCAAAAGGAUUUAAAUAUAAAUUCACUUUAUUAUAUAAUAGUUAUUUUGAUGGAUGGACACCUCAAUCAUUUCAUUCUAAAUGCGAUAAUCAAGGUCCAACUAUUGUAGUAACUAAAAUUAAAAAUACAACUCUUCUUAUGGGUGGAUAUAAUCCACUUGAUUGGAAUGGAAAUUCACAAUAUAAAAAAACAACAGAUAGUUUUUUAUUUAUAAUUGAUUAUAAAAAAAUAAGUAAUUGUUUUGCAACAUAUAUUAAACUUGAUCAUAUUGAUCAAGCAAUAUAUUGUGAUAAUGAUUGUAAUCCAACUUUUGGUGAAUAUGAUUUUUUUAUUUCACAACAAAAAUCUCUAAAAUAUUUACCAAAAUUUUAUGAUAAAAUUGCGAAUAAUCAUACUUAUAGUUUGGAUAGUUAUGAAAAGAUUACAAAAAUUAUUGUAUUCACAGGAACCAUUGGAGCUGGAAAGACUACAUGUGUGAAAUUAUUUGAAGAUUAUUUGAAACAAAGAGGAUUUUCUGUUUAUCGAUUUAUUGAAGCAUCACUUGAAGUUUCUGAAGAACUUGAACUAUUUUACAAAACUCAAAAUUUUCUAUUUUUUCAAUAUGUGGUUAUCAAUCUCUAUAAAGAAAGAGCAUCACGUAUUAAAACUUUAAUGAAUUAUGAUUAUAUUAUUGAAGAUCGUACUAUCAGAGACGUGAAUAUAUUUAACAAUUUUGUUAAAAAUGAGGAUGAACGAGAAUAUGUGGAUAAGAAAGUUAUUGAAACUGAUCAUCUUGAAUUUUAUAAGGUUGUUUAUGUAGACCCACCUCUUAGAACAACAACUAGACGUAAAAAGAAACGAGGUAGACAUGGUGAAACAUGUUCAAAUGAAUAUUUAAAACAACUUUACACUUUAUAUGAAACUAGCAUUAAUACUAUUUAUCCAGAACAUAUUAAAUUCAAUAACAAGAUUGUUUUAUGUAAAGAUUGUAUUGAUUUCAAACCAUGUCAAAAGAAAUGCGAUCAUUUAUUGAUUACUAAAAUAUUGUAG
Messenger RNA from Cetraspora pellucida, 1895 nucleotides. The record is from the annotation of a GenBank genome assembly. NCBI's taxonomy places the organism in Eukaryota, Fungi, Glomeromycota, Glomeromycetes, Diversisporales, Gigasporaceae.